AUGGGGGAGGCCGACAACUCGGAGAAUUCUAUAGAUGGGAUGGGUGCGAUGAGAUUUACCGAUGAGGAAGAGCGAGGCUUUUUCGGUUCUUCAUCCAACAUCGCCUUCAUGGGAUACAUAUCUCGAGCAAUGGCGACGGUGAAUCCUGAUCGCGCAUCAUUUUCGGAAAUAUUACCAUCAAUACAAAGGCCUGGUGGCGUCGUGAGCGUGACUCGCUCUCAAGCUCCACCGAUUGAUGAAGCGGCCAUGUCAGACCCAUCUCCCGCCCCGACACUCGUGAAAAUAUAUGCUUUACCGCCAGAAGAUCGGGCCUGGAAUUUGAUUGACCAGUAUUUCCAGAAGACGGGUCAGCUACUCCCUUUCAUCCAUGAACUCUCUUUCCGGGAGACAUAUAGUCAGAUGCGGCGUGAAGGUUUCAAUAAAGUCAGCCGGACUUGGCUCGGGUUAUUUAACAUAGUGCUUGCAAUAUCUGCGAGCCUGUCAGCCAAAGAUGAGCUUCCUCCAGAGGAACGCAUUAAAGAGUCUGAUAUUUAUUAUCAAAGAGCCAACGGUCUUUGCGACAGAGACUCCAAACGUAGUACAAGCCUUGAAAUGGUGCAAUAUCUUUUGAUAUUAGCUAUAUCUACCGCGUAUCAGCUAGGUUUACAUUCGCCCGAUGCAAAUCAAGGAUAUCCUGCGUUGGAAUGUGAAAUUCGGAAACGAACUUGGUUUGGUUGUGUGCUCUUGGAUCGAACUCUCGCUAUGACUUUCGGUCGCCCAUGUUCAAUCCCCGAGUCAUACAUAAAGUUAGAUGCUCCCUCUAAGGAUAUCCACAUGCUGAACUCCAGCGAUGAAAAGGCUUCUUAUUCCCCGUUUGACGGUGCUUUUUAUACUGCUGCAAUACAAUUAUAUUCCAUAUUGUACAAAGUGUUGGAUGUAUGUUAUGGACAAAAUCUUAGUCUUAAAAACUCAAUCCACGCCUCAGACUGGAUGUCGCAUAUUCUCGAUGGGCAGCACCAGCUCAGUCAAUGGCGAACUAAACUCCUGCCUUCUUUAGGGCUGCAGAUCCAACCGGACUUGAUGACCCCCGAAGAUGUGAUGAAAAUGAAUACCCGCUUUUUCAUCCUUGAUCGAUUUAAUAUCGUCCUCUCUAUGCGCUAUCACAACCUACGGAUCCUGCUACAUCGACCUCGACUGGAGAGCUUCCUGGAAGCCUUUUGGAGUACCGAUGAUGUGGGCGACCAGGAGAAACGCAUCAUUAUGCAGAUGGAUAUCGCAAGCGUACAGAAUUGCGUUGAAUCAGCUGUUUCCAUCAUCUCCAUAGCCCACAGCAUUACCACAGCGUCUUCUUCACAUCGCGAGCUUUUGGGCGCGUGGAAUUAUUCACUAUAUUACACAUUCAAUGCUGCGUUGGUAAUUUUCAGCUCUCUCGUGGUUGCUUCCAAGGAGCGCGAAGGCAAUCCAUCAGCAUGGAGUGUGGUCGAUGAGUCUCGUCCCUAUCACGACAAGGCAAUCGAAGUUUUACACCGACUUGAUCAUGGAAAUCGCGUGGUGGGACGAUGUAUUGAAUACCUUUCACAGCUUUCCCUGGUGCUUAAUACUUUGAGUACGUCAGACCAGUUUAAUUCCAACAACAAUGGUCUAUCCAAUUUGCUCUCGGGCUACACAAGCGACUUUCUUGAUGCUCAAUCCACCAAUCCAUUACCUGCCAUGGAUCUAGGGGAAUUUAUGAUUGAUCAGGACUUGGACUUUCUAGGAAAAGUUUUCAAUACAGCUGUAAAAUGA
This is a messenger RNA of Talaromyces amestolkiae, 1764 nucleotides long. RefSeq lists its product as uncharacterized. The transcript has 7 exons. Gene Ontology annotation, biological process: positive regulation of transcription from RNA polymerase II promoter by galactose; DNA-templated transcription. The coding region runs from base 1 to 1764 and encodes 587 amino acids. Gene Ontology annotation, molecular function: DNA-binding transcription factor activity, RNA polymerase II-specific; zinc ion binding; RNA polymerase II cis-regulatory region sequence-specific DNA binding. NCBI's taxonomy places the organism in Eukaryota, Fungi, Ascomycota, Eurotiomycetes, Eurotiales, Trichocomaceae. The record is from RefSeq and is a predicted model, not a curated record. Gene Ontology annotation, cellular component: nucleus.